AUGUGUCACACCAGCUGCUCUUCAGGGUGCCAGCCCUCCUGCUGUGUGUCCAGCCCCUGCCAGCCAUCCUGCUGCAAGCCUGCUAUAUGCAUUCCUGUGAGAUACCAGAUAGCCUACUGUGUGCCUGUCAGCUGUAGGCCCACUGUGUGCAUGGCUCCCUCUUGCCAGUCCUCUGUGUGUGUUCCUGUGAGCUGCCGGCCAGUCUGUGUGACCUCCUCCUGUCAGUCAUCUGGGUGCUGCCAGCCCUCCUGCCCCACCCUUGUCUGCAGGCCUGUCACCUGUAGCACCCCUUCCUGCUGUUGA
Rattus rattus (black rat) is the source of this 303-nucleotide messenger RNA. RefSeq names its product keratin-associated protein 12-1-like. NCBI's taxonomy places the organism in Eukaryota, Metazoa, Chordata, Mammalia, Rodentia, Muridae. Bases 1 to 303 code for a protein of 100 amino acids. The transcript has a single exon. Gene Ontology annotation, cellular component: keratin filament. The record is from RefSeq and is a predicted model, not a curated record.